AAUUGCUUUUACAGCGCCAGACUGGAGUUCGGCUUGCAGUUUGUUCUUGUAGUACACGUUGAAGAACACAUCCAUCGACUGGAAUAUAUGUUGAUACUUUGAAUUUAUAUCAGUGAGUUUUUUUUUGUAUAAAACGCAUGGAUAUCUACUUUUAAGGCUUUUCACAAUGCGGUCCCUCAGUAUAUGGUUAAUAUUUCUUGGCAAUGAAAAGUUUUUCUUGACGGACAGUAAAUAAAAAUAACACAUCAACAGAACGUUGGUUUAGCCAACAACGAAGCCUUGUCCACUAGCGCCCCUCAAUGGACUAAGUGGAGGACUGCACAUAAGUGGGAAUUUUUAAGCGACAGCGCACGAGGAAUAAUGGCAGACGGGGAUCUGAUAGCCACGCACUACAACAACACAGGAAAGGUACGGACGGACUCAGGGCUGAAGGCAGACUCUGUGAUCUUCAUCAUUGUGUGCUGCUUCAUCAUCCUUGAGAAUGUGCUGGUCCUUCUGACCAUUUGGAGGACCAAGAAGUUCCACAAACCCAUGUACUACUUCAUCGGGAACCUGGCUCUGUCGGACUUGCUGGCGGGGGUGGUGUACACGGCAAACAUCCUGCUUUCGGGGGCCAACACUUACAAACUAACCACCACGCAGUGGUUCUUCCGGGAGGGCAGCAUGUUCGUGGCCCUGGCGGCCUCGGUGUUCAGCCUCCUGGCCAUCGCCAUCGAGCGCCACCUCACCAUGCUGAAGAUGAAGCUGCACAACAGCGGGAACACCUGCCGCGUCUUCCUGCUCAUCAGCAUGUGCUGGUUCAUCGCCGCCAUCCUGGGCGGCCUCCCCAUCAUGGGCUGGAACUGCAUCGACCGCUUGAACAGCUGCUCCACGGUGCUGCCCCUCUACCACAAGACCUACAUCCUCUUCUGCACCACCAUCUUCAGCGUCAUCCUCAUGGCCAUCGUCAUCCUCUACGCCCGCAUCUACGCGCUGGUGCGCACCCGCAGCCGCAAGCUGGUCUUCCGCAAGGUCUCCAACGGCCGCGGGAGCAAGAGCUCGGAGAAGUCGCUGGCGCUGCUGAAGACGGUCAUCAUUGUCCUCAGCUGCUUCAUCGCCUGCUGGGCGCCUCUCUUCAUCCUCCUCCUGCUGGACGUGGCCUGCGACAUCCGCAAGUGCGACAUCCUGUACAAGGCCGAGUGGUUCCUGGCGCUGGCCGUGCUCAACUCGGCCAUGAACCCGCUCAUCUACACGCUCACCAGCAACGAGAUGCGCCGCGCCUUCCUCAAGAUGCUCCUGUGCACCGUCUGCAGCAAGCCGUCGGGCAAGUCCACGCGGCCAAUCAUCGGCGCCGAGUUCAGCAGGAGCAAGUCCGACAACUCCUCCCAUCCCAACAAGGACGAGCCGGAGUACUCGCCCCGGGAGACCAUAGUGUCCUCUGGGAACAUCACAUCCUCCUCCUAGGAAGCCUCCUGCCUUGUGGAGUGUAAAUGUCCCUCACCACUAAUCAGUGAAUGUGUGCGUGUGUGUGUGUGUCUGUGUGUCUGUGUGCCUGUGUGCUGAUGUUCGCCCUGGACAUUUUUACCCCCGUUUGUAAUAUUAUUCGGAGGAGUUCCCUAGCACUAUGGAAAGGGCUGAGGCACAGUGAGAACUCUUUUGCCAGGAAAAAAAGGGCCAAACUGGAAGGAAAUGUGUAUAUAACUACAGCUUCUUACUUGAACUGGAAACUGUUUCUUUUUUUCUGUUUCUUUCCGAUGCCCAGAGGACUGCUGGUACUGGACUUUUCCCACUUUCACAUGAAGAUGCCACAGAGAAGCACUUAGCACCUGAUUUGUAACCCUGACUAAUGAGUAUUAUCCUUUGAAUUUGCUUUUUUCAUGUGAAGGAGACGUGCAGUUUCAGUUCAAGGUGUAUUUGUAUAUUACGUACAGCACUUGUUGUAAAAGUGCAAACAAAGGACUGUUUCAGACAUUAUUGACACUCUCUAAAAUGAGUAGUUUGAAAGAGUGUAGUCUGCAGAUAUUAUUAUUAUUAUUAUUAUUAUUAUUAAAUAUUUAAGGAAUACAAUUAAUGAUGAAUUUGUAUUUCUUUGACUUAAACCUUAAUUUCCAUUCGAUGUAUAUCAUACCCCUGAUUGAGAAUGUAUUUUGUACUUCAUUUUCUAUUAUUAUUUCACUUUUAUUGGAUAGACCAUUCUUCCCGUAGCUGUGCUGUGUAGUUAUAUUAAUAAUACAUCUUGGAAACAGUUAAAAGCAGUAUUGUAUAAAUGGUGGCUAGACUGAGGAAGCCUGAAUGAGGUUUAUUUUCUUUGACCAGUCAGGCUUUUUCCUACUUUCUCUUUCUGUGUUGCCAUUGGACAUGUUUCUGUUUAGAUCUUUGAACCACCCAUUGGCCUGUCUAUUGUGUUUCCAUACCGUUGUCCACUUGAGUAGCCUUGGCUUUCGUCUAAUUUCAUGCAAAUCAACAGUGCGGUUUGUACAAAGUACAUGAAAGGGGCAUGGUUAACCAUGGACUACAUGAAAAGCGAAAAGAGCAUCAAGCCUAUGUAGAAGGCCCUCGUCAUCUCUCAAACCUGUCUCCUGGGUCCGUUUGUGUCAGCCUGAAACUGCAUCCAACCAAUCAUUUGAAUAUUGACAUAAUUCAAAUGUGCAUCACAAGUGGUUUGGGGUGAAAACAUCCUGCAGCAACUCUUAUUUUGUUUUUAUGUAAAAAGUGUGUUUGCUUUGUUUGACUCCCAUUUAUGCUAAGUGAGAAGAAACAAUUCAGUGAAGUUAAUUGCCAAAAUGUGUAGCUCUUUUAUUGUUCAUGUUGUUCCACCACUUAUUUGCACACUGUAAUGUUUGUUUUGUGUUCGUACUGUUGUUAGAUGGUAAUAAAAAUCAAACAAAAGGG
This is a messenger RNA of Anguilla rostrata (American eel), 2871 nucleotides long. It is a transcript of the gene s1pr1, whose product is annotated as sphingosine-1-phosphate receptor 1. Bases 361 to 1443 code for a protein of 360 amino acids. The transcript is spliced from 2 exons. Lineage: Eukaryota; Metazoa; Chordata; Actinopteri; Anguilliformes; Anguillidae. The record is from RefSeq and is a predicted model, not a curated record. Gene Ontology annotation, biological process: adenylate cyclase-activating G protein-coupled receptor signaling pathway; regulation of metabolic process; sphingosine-1-phosphate receptor signaling pathway. Gene Ontology annotation, molecular function: sphingosine-1-phosphate receptor activity. Gene Ontology annotation, cellular component: cytoplasm; plasma membrane.